AAAUUAUCGCUGUCUUCUGGACCCUUUCUUGCCCCAUACAUUCGGCUGUUGUUGGGGCGGGGACAACUAUUGUAAUUCUAUGUCAUGUUGGAAAUCGGAGCACGUGCUUUCUUUCCUGCUGUUUCUUCCGCGUACCACAUGGGCGCAGCUGUUUCUGCGCAGCGUUCGGCUCAGAGUUUCCGAAAGUUUCUGGUCCAGGUGAAGAUGGUCUCUACAGCACGGCAUCCUGUGAGCUUGAUCCUGCCAAGGCGUCGCUUUGAAGCUUCGGGAUGGACACCUUGCAGGCUAGGGCCAAACUGGUUUUGCAGCUCACAGCUGUAGCGCGGUGUCUCCAUCUUGAGAGCCUCAUUUUGCUCGGGUUGAGGUUUGCCUCAGAUGAAUUUUGCGGGAGCCCAAAGACAAAGGAGGAGACGCCCGUCACGACAGUGCGCUCCUGCCCUGCAAGCACUUGCAGGCGUCGAUUGCUGGAUGACUUUGGAUGCGCACCUUGCCAGCUGGGACUUAGAGUCAGACCUGCUGGGAUACUUCCUCAGCCGCUUCGACACGGACACCGUCACCCGGUUAUGCCAAGGCCUGUCGUGAACUGGAGAAAUGUGCCAGUCACAGUCGAGGCGGGGCACGGUACAGUGGAGGAGAGUGACGAAAGUGAAGAAAAGACCACAGAUGGCAAAGUGGACUCAGCACUGGACAGGGUCAAUGCGCUUAUGCUCCUGGUGUCAGCGUCCGUCAAUGAGGGCCGAUGUCCAGAAGCACACUGGGCAGAACUCAAUGCUGACCUCACUCAUGCGAAGGAGAAGUUAUCUCGCAUUCAGAGUCUCGUGCAAAAGCGCGCAGGAAAGCUCCCUCUUGGAGCACCUGAACGGCAUUUUUGCCGAGAGGUCCGUCGUAUUUGUGUCUCGCGGCGUAUUUGUGAGCCAAGGCGCUGAGUGUUGAAUGCGUAGGACUACGCGGGCAAACAGAAAAAUGCCCUAGGGAAGCGUUGCCAUCGAAGGCUGCAA
This is a messenger RNA of Durusdinium trenchii, 998 nucleotides long. The record is from the annotation of a GenBank genome assembly. Lineage: Eukaryota; Dinophyceae; Suessiales; Symbiodiniaceae.